Messenger RNA from Ctenocephalides felis (cat flea), 1841 nucleotides. Its product is annotated as inner centromere protein-like. The coding region runs from base 123 to 1841 and encodes 572 amino acids. The transcript is spliced from 11 exons. The record is from RefSeq and is a predicted model, not a curated record. Lineage: Eukaryota; Metazoa; Arthropoda; Insecta; Siphonaptera; Pulicidae.
UAUUUGACUAAAGUCAGUUUCAGUGAUCGUUAUUUGUCGUUUACAAAAAGCAUUUAUUUUAUUUUGGCUAUUUAACUUGUGGUUUUCGUUGUUUUUAUUCGUUUCAUGUAGCAUUUUUCAAAAUGGAUGGUGUAAGUUUAGAGAAAUUCGAACAAGAAUUGUUAAAAAAGCAGAAGCUGUAUCUGUCGCUUAUACAACCUGUAAUACAAGAAUUGGUGGACGAACAUAAUGAGUUUAUGAAAAAUUUGGAAGCAUGUGAACCACCACAAACAGAGGAUGUUUCUACCGUAGGGAGACCAAGAAGAAAUGCUGCCAAAAGUGCUUCAAAUAAAAUUUCCACUCAAGCACAUCUAAAAAUUACGAAACUUAGAAGACCUGAUGAUAAAGAUGUAACGGGUAAUAUUUAUGACCUACCUGAUAAUAAAACAUCAAUUUUAGAAAGUUGUUCUAAUAUCACACAGGAUAUUUCAGUUCAAAUUUUAAAUAAUGAAAGACCAGAGAAUUCUGAGAAUCCUGCCAUUUCAUCUGAUGAAGAUGAAGAGGCUAUGCGUGCUCCUGCAAUAAAAAAAAGAGGUAGGAAAAAAAUUCGAAAAAUUAAAGCUGAAAAAUUAUCAGUGGCUAUAAGUAUUAAAGAAGAAGUUGAAGAGGAUGCUCAAACAAAUGAACAAACACAUGUAAUAGAAAAUAUUGUCAAUGAAACUCUUACCAUAAAUGAUCAUCAAGAAAUAAAUGAGGAUAAAGAAUUACCCAAAAACGAUUCUGGUUUAUCUGUUUAUCAAGACGCUGUUACUACUCAAGUUAUUGCAGCAGAAUCAAGUCCAAAUGAAUUAAUUAAUUUAUCACCUCCCUUGGAAGAUAUAAAAGUUCAAAAGCAUAUAAAAGAUGAUAAAAAAUUAUCUGACAAGGUGGAAGUUGUAAUAAAUAGAGAUCCUUCUCUUGAACUUCCAAAAGAGAAUUUGCCAAACAACUCUGCACCAAUACAAAGCAAUGAAGAACCAAAAGAAAUUAAUGCAAAUGCUACAUUUAUGAUUACUCCAAAUCUUGAUAUUCCCAUAGUUAUAAAGCAAGAACUAAAAACUCCUGAAAGACAGUUCAUUCCUGUUAUGGAUCAAACAAUUGUUAUGGAGAAUUUACUAACACCUGCAACCACAGUAAAACCACAUCCUUCAAGAGAAUCUCCAUUGAUUACGGAUGAUGAAUCCAUCUCGGGAACUUCUCCCCUGGAAACAGUUGCAGUAAACGCUCCUGAGCCCAGGUCGCAAGUGAAAUCAAGAGUCCAUGCUUUGGAGAAAGUUAUUGCCUCUGAACAAAAAAUGCCCUCGGCUAGGGUUACUCGGACCAAAACCCGCAUGAAUAAGGAAAAUUACAGCUACAUUCAAAUAUGGAUCUACUCUCUCUGCAAAGAAAUUCAUUCAUCAAAAAAUACGACUCCACAAAUCGUUAAGAAUACCAAGCUCGUAUUGCAGUCCACACAAAAGUCGAAGUCACCUGCCAAAGAUGAUUCUUUGAAGAAGCAGGCUAGGGAAGAGGAAGCUUUGAAGAAAAAGGAGCAGAUGCUCCUAGAAAAACAGGAAGAGCGGAAACGCAAACGUCUAGAGAAGGAAAGAUUAGCUCAACAAUCAAGAGAACAACAAGAGAGAGAAAAACAAGAAAAAAUUGCGAAAGAAAAGGAAAGGAAACAAAAAUUGAUACAAGAGAGAGAAGAAAAGGCCAAGGAAGAAAUGCGAUUGAAAAAAUUGCAAGCGCAGCAAAGGGCGCAGGAAGCUGAAAUGCGAAGAAAAGCAGAAGAGGCAGCAAGGCUUGAAAAAUUGAAACAGAUACAGGAAGAACAGAGAAAUUAG